ACCUAAAACGAGCCAAGAAAAACACGAUCAAAAGAUGCACGCGAAACACACGAGGAAAUAAUUAGCCAAAAAGCCCAUUGCCGGUGAAGCUUUCAACUCUGGUGGUGUGUGCCAUGUGUGGCUGGUGCUGCUGCCUCGAGUGCAUCCAUAACAUCCCUCCCCUCAAUCUCCUCUUCCUCCACUUCUCCUCAACUCCAGGAAGAGAGGGAGAAGAAGGAGCACGAACCCUCAGCCCCAUGGCCUCCAUCUCGGUCCCGGACCCCGUCCCUUCCCCAACCGAGGACGCAGAGAGCAUAAGAAAAGCAGUACAAGGGUGGGGGACGGACGAGAACGCGCUGAUCGAGAUCCUCGGCCACCGGACGGCGGCGCAGCGCGCGGAGAUCGCCGUGGCCUACGAGGGCCUCUACGACAAGCCCCUCCUCCGCACGCUCCAAGACGAGCUCUCCAGCCACUUCAAGGGCGCGAUGACGCUGUGGGCGAUGGACCCGGCGGCGCGGGACGCCAAGCUGGCCUACAAGGCCCUCAGGAAGAAGGGCGGGGACCGGCACGCCUGGGUGCUCAUCGAGGUCGCCUGCGCGUCGUCGCCGGACCACCUCGUCGCCGUCAGGAAGGCCUACUGCUCCGCCUACGGCUCGUCGCUCGAGGAGGACGUCGCCGCCUGCCCGCUCUACAAGGAGCCCCUCAAGCAGUUCUUGGUGCGCCUGGUGAGCUCGUACCGCUACGGCGGCGAGCACGUCGAUGGCGAGCUGGCGAGGGCGGAGGCGGCCGAUCUGCACGGCGCGGUGGCGGCCAAGAAGCAGCCGCUGCACGGCGACGUGGUCCGCAUCGUCAGCUCCAGGAGCAAGCCGCAGCUCAAGGCGACGUUCCAGCACUACAAGCAGGAGCACGGCAAGGCCAUCGACGAGGUUCUCGAGGGCAAUCGCAACGACAAGCUCUCCGCGAUGCUGAAAACCGCGGUCUGGUGCCUGACAUCGCCCGAGAAGCAUUUCGCAGAGGUGAUCCGGAGCUCAAUCAUCGGGCUCGGCACCGACGAGGAGUCCCUGACCAGAGCGAUCGUCUCGCGCGCCGAGGUCGACAUGAAGAAAGUCAAGGAGGAAUACAAGGUGAGGUACAAGACGACGGUGACCAAGGACGUCGUCGGCGACACUUCCGGGUACUACCAGGGCAUCCUGCUCACCCUCAUCGGGGCCGAGUAGCCAUUGCUAGGAUCAUCCAAGCUCGGAGGAUGCAGUUCAAUGGCGUAUUGUUUGCUACUUAGACCGUUCGAUCGAACAGAGUGACAUUGUCGUGUGUACAAGUACAAUCUAGAGAGUGAAGUGUUGAUGUUGUGAAAUAAGACCCUUGGCAGUUCAUUUAUUGGUGUAUUCAGCACUAUACUUCCAUCACGAUUUGACUUAUCCGAA
This is a messenger RNA of Aegilops tauschii subsp. strangulata, 1403 nucleotides long. Its product is annotated as annexin D3. Gene Ontology annotation, cellular component: plasma membrane; cytoplasm. Gene Ontology annotation, biological process: response to water deprivation; response to heat; response to salt stress. The record is from RefSeq and is a predicted model, not a curated record. Lineage: Eukaryota; Viridiplantae; Streptophyta; Magnoliopsida; Poales; Poaceae. Gene Ontology annotation, molecular function: calcium ion binding; phosphatidylserine binding; calcium-dependent phospholipid binding.